ACACCACUUUCAAAUUUAUCAACAUUUAUUUAGUUCUUGAAGUAAUCAUAUUCAUUUCUCUAGUGCUACUUCCAAGUUUCUCUCACUCUAUCACUUUAUUCUACGACCACCCAUCUUUGUUUCUUUAUCCUCUUGUCCCAUUUCCAACAUAUGCUAUUUCUUAGCUCCAUUUAUCAAUCUUGACUCCGUCAUAUUCAUGUUAAUAAUCAGAUUGGCUCCAUUAUAUUCAGAAUUUUCUGAUAAUUCUCCACUUUUCAUUUUGCAUGAUUAUCUUCAUGACUGUAGCAUCAUUUACAGACAUAUAUUUUCUUUGGUCAUUUAGCAUAUAAUUUACAUAAAAUGAUAUACAAAAUUAGAGCUAGUGUGUGUGUGUGUGUGUGUGUGUGUGUAUGUGUGUGUGCAGUUGAUAAAGACAUGCUGUUGCUACAAUGAGACAGAUCAUUUGUUGUGGGGGCUGUUGAACCACACUUAACAAGCUGAGGGAAGUGUAAAAUAUGUGGUCAUUUAUAUAUUUUGGUUGUGUGCAAGUACUGUGAGACAAGUCAUAAAGGUUCACAUGACUGCUGUACUGACAGGUGUGACCCUUUUAUUCAGUGUGGAGCCUGCAGGGGCUGACAGAUGAUAUGGAGUGUUUAAGUCACUAUAACAGCAGUUUUGUUUUGUAUCUGAUGAAAUUUUUAAGGAUGCUAAUGAAGGUCAGUAUUGACUUUUUUUUAAGGAGGCAAGAUAAAAGAUAUUUUGUAGCUUUAUUCAUCCAUAUACAGUAUGUACAGUAUUAGUAACAAGGGGAACCCACCAACCUCCUUGUAAUCUCCUAAAUUUCAUUUUCAUCUUCCUUUUUCCAUUCUCCCUUUAUUGCAUAUUUUCAGAAGUUCUUAUAUCCUUACCCACUGUCUUUUUUCUCUUCACCUCCCCUUCCCUUCUGUUCCAUUCCCUGGUGAUGGCACAGAAUUAUCAACAACAAGCUUUUGACGGCUGAGGAUGAAGCCCGAAUCAACCAGGUACAGGCCAGGUCAUUAGCAGCAGGCAUGGCCGCCGUGCCCCGCCAAGCCCGGGUGUUGAACCUGAGACCAAGCCAGAGUGAGGGCAGUGUCAUUCCUCCUGUCCACUACCCCAACUUCUACUCCCAACACUACCACAGCAAUGAGCGGUCGGGUGUGGUGGCUGAGGAUUCUUUUGAAGAGGACAAUGCUUCUGCUUCAUCUGAGCAGGUCAGAAGGUGGAUAGCAGCAGUACUAGUAGCAGACUGGUGUUACCUUGAUGCUACUGCUACAUUGCAUUAUUUGCAUAGUUUUUUCAGUUGUCAUGGACUUUGUGUAAUAUGUAUAAAAGUAUAUGAAGCUCAAGAAACUUGUUGAUAAGGUUUAUGUUCAGCAUACAAAUUGUAGGAUGCAAAGACAAGGAUUGAAAUAUCAUUGCCACAAUUCCUGACAAAGCAUUUGGUGCCACAGAAUAUUCAGCAAUGUAAUGUUUGUUUGGCAAACAAACCAGUUUCCCUGAAUGAUAGCUUUAUUUCUGCAGGUUAAUACAGUCUCUCUAUGGGGGAGAGUUUGGAGACAAAGCCAAGCAUAUAUAUAUAUAUAUAUAUAUAUAUAUAUAUAUAUAUAUAUAUAUAUAUAUAUAUAUAUAUAUAUAUAUAUAUAUAUAUAUAUAUAUAUAUAUAUAUAUAUAUAUAUAUAUAUAUAUAUAUAUAUAUAUAUAUAUAUAUAUAUAUAUAUAUAUGGUUUGUGAGCCAAGCAUACUGAUCAUUACACUAUCAUGUGUAGUUUUAAUAUGUAAUUUAGAUCAAGGACAGUGCAGUGAGAGAGGAAAAAUUAUUCACUAGAUUUUUUCUGAGAAGUUUUAUGACAUAAAGGAUUAAUUGAACGAUCAGUAUAUAUAUUGGCCCACUAGCUGCAUCUCUUUAACACAGAAAGCUUUCACUAAUUAUCUUGGCCCAAU
Molecule: messenger RNA, 1941 nt
Organism: Scylla paramamosain (green mud crab)
Lineage: Eukaryota; Metazoa; Arthropoda; Malacostraca; Decapoda; Portunidae
Exons: 2
Coding region: 1029-1358 (109 amino acids)
Source: RefSeq, a predicted model, not a curated record